Messenger RNA from Ilex paraguariensis (yerba mate), 681 nucleotides. Lineage: Eukaryota; Viridiplantae; Streptophyta; Magnoliopsida; Aquifoliales; Aquifoliaceae. The record is from the annotation of a GenBank genome assembly.
AUGAGUUGUGAAAAAAGAAAAAGUUUGAAUGCUAAGUGGAUUUAUAGUGACUCCAGUAGAAAUCGUCUGAAUGAGAUCACUUCUAGUGAGAAUUCGGUGAAUUUUAUGGCUUUCACAGCUUCUCUACCUUCCCAUUCUCAAACCCAAGAGACUCCCCAAGAACCAAGUACUGACCCGUUUGUAGAUGACUCGAUGUUAGGCUACAGAGAACCUGCUUCUUGCUAUUUUCUCAUCACUUGUGGGGUGUAUUUCAUUUCCAUUUUCAGGAUUCUUUCUGAUAUGCGGACACUUUCCGCAGACUGGAUGGCUAAUACUAGUAAACCUGAAUCUGAAUUACAAUCUUCACAGCAUGGAGGUGAAGAAAGCAAAGGGAACUUAUUUUAUCCCAGGCCAGUAGCACCAACAGCCGCACAGGUCCAUUGCUUGCAGUUCCUGAUAUAUGAGGUGGUAUCAGGUGGUAAUAUGAGGAAGCCAGGGGGACUAUUUGGAAAUUGUGGCUCUGAGAUUCCUGUUAAUGAUUUAAAGCAAUUGGAGACCUUCUUCUACAAGCUUAGCUUUUUCCUGCACAUACUAGACUACACAGGGAUUGUAUGCUGGAGGGGAAUUCUCGCAAUUGGUGACAUCCACCCUGGUGAUGGGGAUGUAGCACGGGAACACCCCGAUCCUGUGACUCUGCUUUGA